This is a messenger RNA of Manis pentadactyla (Chinese pangolin), 1212 nucleotides long. It is a transcript of the gene TAS2R3, whose product is annotated as taste 2 receptor member 3. Gene Ontology annotation, molecular function: bitter taste receptor activity; G protein-coupled receptor activity. Gene Ontology annotation, cellular component: membrane. The record is from RefSeq and is a predicted model, not a curated record. Lineage: Eukaryota; Metazoa; Chordata; Mammalia; Pholidota; Manidae. Gene Ontology annotation, biological process: sensory perception of taste; G protein-coupled receptor signaling pathway; detection of chemical stimulus involved in sensory perception of bitter taste.
GAUCAGGUCUGCCUAAUAGCUGACAUGUCAGGACUCACUGAGUGGGUGUUCCUGGUUCUGUCUGCUGCUCAGUUCAUUCUGGGAAUGCUGGGGAAUGGUUUCAUAGGGUUGGUCAAUGGCAGCAGCUGGUUCAACAAGAGAAUCUCUGUGUCUGACUCUGUCAUCACUAAGCUGGCUCUCUCCAGGACUGUUCUGCUGUGCAUUCUCUUGGUUGAGGUGUUCUCUUCCAAAGUACAUGAUGAAGGGAUAGUAAUGCAAAUUACUGAUGCCUUCUGGACACUUACAAACGUCUUUAACAUUUGGCUUGCCACCUGUCUCAGUGUCCUCUACUGCCUGAAAAUUGCCAGUUUCUCCCACUCAACAUUCCUCUGGCUCAAGUGGAGAGUUUCCAGUGUGGUCAUAUGGAUGCUUUGGGGUACACUGCUAUGAUCUUGUGGCAGUACCAUGUCUCUAAUUCAUCAAUUUAAGAUCUAUCCUGGUCUUAGUGGAAUCUACAGCACAGAUAUGACCAAGCACUGCAGGAAGAAAAGAUAUCCAUAUGAACUGAUGCAUAUUUUCAGGAGUCUGUGGAACCUCCUGCCCCAUGUAUCUCUGGCCUCCUUCUUUCUGCUUGUCCUUUCCCUAGGGAGAGAGACGCCCCAGAUGCAGCAAAACAGUACCAGCUCUAGAGAUCGCAGCAUCCAAAUCAUCCUCUCCUUUUUCUUUCUCUUCCUAUUUUACUUUGUUGCCUUUUUAGUUACAUCAUCCAUUCAUUUACUACCAGGAACUAAGAUGAUUAAGAUGACUGAAGUAAUUACAAUGGUUUAUCUUGCUGGCCCCUCAUUUAUGCUCAUUCUGGGAAACAGCAAGCUGAAGCAGAUGUUUGUGGAGGUGCUCUGGUGUGAGCUCUGUCAUCUGAUGCUUGGAUCCAAGGUAUGUUCGUCCCCACAGAGCUACAGAGAGCAGAGGAGGAAAUCUGGGAGCCCUUCAUCCUGGCUCAAGGCUACAGGGCAAAUCCUGACCCUACUGUGGGACCAGUUUUGUAACAUCAAUCACAGAGAGACAUCACUGUUUCACCCUGUCCCACUUAGGAACCCUUCUCAUGGCCUCUAUUUGUUGAUUGUUCUGGAGAGGGUGAAACAAUCUUUGGAAAAUGUCAAUAUAAUUCGGCAGGUAGCCGAGUUUGGACUCAUGGUUGUAGGGCACCAGCCAGUGGGUCUUCCUGGGCUCUAG